AUGACGACCGAGGAGAGGACGGAAUACAUCAUAAAAUGGAGGCACAAGCUCAGAUUACCCUCCUGCAUCAGUAACGAGAAUCCCUACUUCCACAUCAGCCCUAACAUCGUCGUAUUUCAACAAUUCACCCCUGGCGUGUUCUUCAGCGUGAUGGUCACGAUUCGAAACGUGACGUCGGUAUCGAGAUACGUGAGAAACAUCUACGAGAUGAAUCCUUUCUUCACCGUGGACUUUUGCGGUAGCAAUUUCUCGACGAUGCUCGCCCCUGGUCUCUCCGUUACUUACAGAGUGAAAUUCAUGCCCGAGAAAAAGGAGGAUUAUCAUUAUCAGUUAAAAUUCGCGACAGACGUAGGAGACGUGAUCGUACCGGUCGUAGGGAUCUUGGAUUUUCCCGAUCGUAUCGAGGUACCGGCUACAGCGACCAAGAUCCCCUCUUUGAAAACGAUAUUUGUGCGCAAUGUGGGGGACGUCGCAGCUGCUUUCACCCUUUAUACCGACAACCCUUGCUUCUGGAUCGAGCCGUCGAAGGGAAGAAUAGAAGAGGAGGAGUCGCUUCAAUUUAUCGUACACUUUCUAUCGAACAAGGCUGGAGAUUUCGAGGCGAAUAUGUUCCUCGAAUACGACACCGGUGAAAAGUUGCGUAUCGAUCUGCAGAGUUCGGCCGAAAAUUGUCACAUUCGAAUCGACAGAGGCACCGUCAGAUUGGAGGAGACGUUCUUGGGCUUGUCGAGGAGCAAGACAGUGUUGAUCCACAACAGAAGCAAUUACAUCGUCAAGUAUAAGUGGAUGCUUUUCGAGAGCGUCGAGGCGGACAACGAGAGGAAAGAACAUUACCAGAAAUUGUACCAAUUGAUUUACGAGAACGAGCUCCCCCGUUGCGUCAACCUCGAUUAUUACAACGUGUGCGAGCCUGAUAUCCAUAAACUGAUUUAUCAACGUAUCUACACGGAUCAGCUCGAGUCGCUGGUGAAAGAAACGUUCGAGUAUAAAAACAUGUAUUUCAUUCUCUCACCCAUAGAGGCAGAAAUUUGGCCGCAAUCGUCCGCCGAAGUGACAGUCUAUUUUCGCGCGAUAGAGCUCGGUGAAAUAACGAGCACCGCUUAUCUAGAGGUAACUGGUCGCGAGGAAAGGAUACCACUGACUCUUUAUGGAAUAGGAAAAGGGCCGAUUUUACAGUUGAACGUUCUCACGAUCGACUUGAACAACAUCUACAUGUGUUCCGUGCACAAUUACGAGAUAAUAGCGGGGAACAAAGGGCACAUUUACGGGACGCUGAUUUACAAGGAAAAGCGGACCGAUUUCGGUGGCACGAUCAACGUGACACCCCCCAGCCUCACGCUGAAACCGGACGAGCUGAAAUCCUUCAAUUUGUCGUUUUCCUCGAAUCAUAAGGGCGAUUUCGUGGAGAGGGUCGAUUUCGUGGUGAAAGAGACCCUCGAGGUGCUCAGCUUGCAUAUCAAGUACGAGAUCGAUGGAUAG
Molecule: messenger RNA, 1479 nt
Organism: Apis mellifera (honey bee)
Lineage: Eukaryota; Metazoa; Arthropoda; Insecta; Hymenoptera; Apidae
Product: hydrocephalus-inducing protein homolog
Exons: 9
Coding region: 1-1479 (492 amino acids)
Biological process (GO): axonemal central apparatus assembly; cilium movement
Cellular component (GO): axoneme
Source: RefSeq, a predicted model, not a curated record